GAGGCUGGCAGGGUGCCAGGGUCCACAGUAUAAAGGAACUGGGGGAUGGCAGGAAGCAGCCCAGAGCCUUGGUGGAUGCCACUCCAGCCAUGCUUUCUGUCUUGCUCUCCUUGAGUGUCUCCCGUCUGGGCCUGUGGGCUGCUGGAUUGAUCUUGGUCUUAGGCCUCCUCAAGCUCAUCCGUCUGCUGCUGCGGAGGCAGAUGCUGGCCAGAGCUAUGGACAGUUUCCCAGGGCCCCCCACCCACUGGCUCUUCGGGCACGCCCAGGAGAUCCAGCAGACAGGGAGCCUGGACAAGGUGGUGUCCUGGGCCCACCAGUUCCCUUAUGCCCACCCACUCUGGCUUGGACAGUUCCUUGGCUUCCUGAACAUCUAUGAGCCCGACUAUGCCAAAGCUGUGUACAGCCGAGGGGACCCUAAGGCUGCAGAUUUGUAUGACUUCUUCCUCCAGUGGAUUGGGAAAGGCCUCCUGGUGCUCCAGGGGCCUAAGUGGUAUGAGCACCGCAAGCUGCUCACCCCUGGCUUCCACUAUGAUGUGCUAAAACCCUAUGUGGCUGUGUUCACCAACUCCACGCACACUAUGCUGGACCAGUGGGAGGAAAAGGCUCGUGAGGAUAAGAGCUUUGACAUCUUCUGUGAUGUGGGCCAUAUGGCACUGGACUCACUCAUGAAGUGCACCUUUGGCAAAGGAGACAGCGGUCUGGACCACAGGGACAGUAGCUACCACUCGGCCGUCAGAGACCUCACUCUGCUGAUGCAGGAGCGCAUUGAUUCCUUCCAGUACCAUAAUGACUUCGUCUAUUGGCUCACCCCACAUGGCCACCGCUUCCUGAGGGCCUGCCAGGCAGCCCACGACCACACAGACCACGUCAUCAGGGGACGAAAGGCAGCCCUGAAGGAUGAGAAAGAGUGGGAGAAGAUCCAGAGCCGGAGGCACCUGGACUUCCUGGACAUUCUUCUGGGGGCUCGGGAUGAAAAUGGUAUCAAAUUGUCAGACGAAGAUCUCCGGGCUGAGGUGGACACGUUCAUGUUUGAAGGCCAUGACACCACCACCAGUGGCAUCUGCUGGUUUCUCUACUGCAUGGCCCUGUACCCUGAGCACCAGCAUCGCUGUCGGGAGGAGGUCUGCGAGAUCCUUGGGGACCGGGACUCCUUCCAGUGGGAUGAUCUGGGGAAGAUGACCUAUUUGACCAUGUGCAUCAAGGAGAGCUUCCGCCUCUACCCACCUGUGCCCCAGGUAUACCGCCAGCUCAGCAAGCCUGUCAGCUUUGUGGAUGGCCGCUCCCUACCUGCAGGCAGCCUCAUUUCUCUGCACAUCUAUGCCCUCCAUAGGAACAGCGCAGUGUGGCCUGACCCUGAGGUCUUUGACCCUCUGCGUUUUUCCCCUGAGAAUGUGGCCACACGUCACCCCUUCGCCUUCAUGCCCUUCUCUGCUGGGCCCAGGUCUGACGUGUCCACACGCCUCAGCUGGCAUCAAAGUCCUCUCUGGCUUGUUGGCUCACUCACCUGUCACCUGUUGAGCUCCUCCUCCCAGCUCAGCUCCUGCUGAGGAGGUCCCAGAGAAUGCCCACCCUCCCCAUCUGCUUGCCAAAUGCUCAAGGCUAAGGCAAUGCCAGGCUGCCCUCCGCCUUCCACCCUGCUGGCUGUGCCUCUUCAUUCCUGGACCCUGACAUCGCCAUAAUAUUUUACUCGAGGACACAUCACUUUCCAGAACAGGACAGUGCCAGGAGCAUGGAGCUUCCUACAGUGGGGUCAAUUAGUAAAUGAAUGAGUGAAGGGAAGAAAGAAAGAAGAAAGAAAGAAAGAAAGAAAGAAAGAAAGAAAGAAAGAAAGAAAGAAAGAAGAAAGAAAGAAAGAAAGAGAAAGGAAGAAAGAAAGAAAGAAAGAAAGAAAGAAAGAAAGAAAGAAAGAAAGAAAAAGAAGAUGUCUCUUUUGAGUGGAGGCAUUUUUUCUUGACUGAACUCCUGGAGGCAAGGGCAGUAUGCCAUCUCAUAGCAGAGGACUUGGUACACAGAGACAGGAUUAAUAGGCAGUCUUAUAAUUGAACAAUGUUUAUUGAACUGAAAAAAAAAACCCUGAAUGGAAUAAAAUAUGCAUAACCAUUAGUUCUGAGCUAGGAAUUGAACUGUCUGCCCCUCUCCUCUCUCUACUGGCAGCCAUAUGACUUGCAUCAAUGUCUAGGGAGAAGGACUCAAAUCCCAGGGGGAAACAAAUCCUGGAGCGAGCAUCUGGAAGAAUAAUUUGCUUAAGGAUGUUGUGUGAAAGUGGAUCAAACUUAGUAUGUGAAGGAUUGACAGAUUUCUGUACUUGAAAAAAAAACCCUAUUUUUUGAGUAACUACUUACAAAGUUUAUUGCAGUUACUAUUUAUAGGACACUUUGAGCAGCACUGGAGGAUUUCAGAGCAGCCACUGUGGAGAAAAGUCAUCCCAUUGAACAGCCACUUCAAGUGUGCUUUACAUUUUACAGACCAGGUAACAUUCAAAUGCCGUGUGUCAUAUACAAAAUAGUGGGUUUUGUCUCAAAAGCAGUUGAUUGUCCUCAACUUUUUGCUACUUGUCAGUGUUCACUAUGUACUCUUCGGGACUAUGAUAUGCAAAUCCCAUUCACAUAAAGAAUUUUGACAACUGGAAAAGUUGUCGUAGUUAUGAGAUUCUUAGUUGGUAGUAAACAUUUUGUUGG
Ailuropoda melanoleuca (giant panda) is the source of this 2678-nucleotide messenger RNA. RefSeq names its product cytochrome P450 family 4 subfamily B member 1 (gene CYP4B1). NCBI's taxonomy places the organism in Eukaryota, Metazoa, Chordata, Mammalia, Carnivora, Ursidae. Bases 90 to 1547 code for a protein of 485 amino acids. The record is from RefSeq and is a predicted model, not a curated record. The transcript has 12 exons. Gene Ontology annotation, molecular function: oxidoreductase activity, acting on paired donors, with incorporation or reduction of molecular oxygen; monooxygenase activity; heme binding.